Molecule: messenger RNA, 2170 nt
Organism: Delphinapterus leucas (beluga whale)
Lineage: Eukaryota; Metazoa; Chordata; Mammalia; Artiodactyla; Monodontidae
Source: RefSeq, a predicted model, not a curated record
CUGCGCCACCAGGGAAGCCCCAGAAGGGAGUCAGAACACUGAGUAACCCAGGCGGCCGGCAAAGGGCCUGAGAAGGGAUGGGCUCGGGAGCGGUCCAUUCCGAGUUGCCACCACGAGGGGGCGCAGCCAGCUCGAUGGAAGAGAAGCAGCGCGUCUGCCCUGAGCUUCCAGAUCAGGGCAUCAGGCCGGAGUCUGCAAUCCCGAGAGCCUCAUGCAAAGCCGAGAUGGGCUGGUGUCCUCUCCCCGACGGAACCCUGCUCUCCAAAGUUUCCUCUGCACGAGGGGGUUCCCAACACCCGCCUCCCUUUCUUUCCAGUCUUGGUUCCCGUUGAUUGACGUACAGCGUCCAGGUCAGUCCCCGGGGCCACUCCCUGGCUGGGGCCCCCCUCCCGGGAGCUGCCCUGCCCCAAGGCUGGCCCACCUUUUCAGGGAUGUCAUUGGGAUCAUUGGCCUUUGGAGGACCCAGGGCUGCCAUCUGCCCCUGGGCAGCAUAUGGAACACAGGAAAGGCUGGGCAGCACGGACCUUGUGCCCUGAUCCCCAGGGCCAGGGACCUGAGGGGUGAGUCAUGGGAACAGAGUGGGCGUUGGGCUGACAGAUGUCAUUGUGGUGAUCUGGAAGGGGGACUCAGAGUAACGACUGGCCAGCGGGGAGAGUGCUGGAUCGUCAGUUCCCUCCUAAGCCUCGUGGGGAAGGCACAUGCAGGAAACAACCAAAGGGAGGCCCAGCCGAGCUCCCCGCCCUGGUGUCCACUCUCCACGGUGUCCCCGUGGGUGACCCAGCCUGUUCUUUGUCCCCUGCCCACUGAUUCUCUCCUCUCAGUGCGAAGGGGAGGGGCUGGCUCCCACCAUGCAGCCCCCUCUCUCUGGGGACACCUCUCUCAGUCCGCCUGGCUUCUCUCCUUCCAGCUCAGAGUGCCCUGUGUCCUUGGGAAUCCCAACACUGCUUCCUCUUUAAGUCUAUCUAGAAGUUCACUAGCCAGCUCAGCCCUUGCUAAACAAUCCUGGAGCAGUCCUUGGAUCUCCUUGGAAAAAAUAAGAGUUCCCCUUCCUCUCCUGGCCUCCCAGAUUUCACCUAUUGAUAACGUAGUACAGACUGGGAUGCUGACUGCACUCAGGGCAAAGACUUGGCAGGCAGAGGCAGCUGGCAGAACUGCCCCCUUCCCCCCAUAGGGCUGAGGCGAGCUGAGGCAGGGCCCCUCCCAGCUAAAGUGGGACUCGUGUGCCCCUACUCAGGCUGCGGAAGGACCCAAGGACUCCUGCACAGAGUGGGCCGGGGUCUCUAGCUCACAGGGAGCAGAGUGAAGGUCAGGGCAACUCGGGGGCAUGGAGUGUUGACAGGGCUUAUCCUGCGAGACAGUUCCUGACCUCCAAGUUCCGGACUUUGCCCACCCACCCCUGAGAAACAGCCGCCCUCUGGGUCCAAGAGCACCUCUGCUGACCAAGCUUGACCCAGCUCUCCUUUCACCCUGUGACCCCAAUGACAGCUUCCUGGGCAAAGACCCCCUAGCCCACCAGGUACUUGGCAGCCCUCAGCAUGGGUUCCUCCUUCAGGGGGUGGCUCUGCCCCAAACCAAGACAAGCUGCUCUUAACCGCCCACCACAGGGCCCAGACCAGGCAGUGAGGGUGACGAAAUUUUACUGCCUGUCCUGGGGACCCCAAACUGGGUCCCCUCCACCACUCCUGGCUACACUUCAGGAAGCUGCAGCCCUGGGGUCUUGGACAAGCUCUAGGUGGGCCCUGGCCCUCCAGGAAGGGACGAUGUUGCCCUCCUUCCCCCCAGCCUAGGCCUAAGCCUCCCAGCCCCUCAGUCCUCCACCUGGAUCAACUCUUCACAGAAUAACUGGCAGAAGGAUUGGCCAGUCCCUUUGGGAGGAGCCCGGCCGCAACUCAGGCCCCAUCACAUAAUAUACCAGUGUGACUGGUCUCGUUUUGAAGUAAAACCCUAGGCAUCCUUUGCUCUAUUAUAUAGACUUAAAAAAAGAAAAAACAAAACAAAACGAUUUUCUAGUUUCAAAAGUACUUCACUGUAGAAAAUGUCCAAACUAAAUAAAAUAUCAAAUAAGAAAUUUAAAAUUAUUCAUAAUUCCAACAGACUCAAGCACUACAGACAUGGGUACGUGUUAAACAAACUCUUUCUACACCAUGUUUGUACAAAAUACCAUUUUGUU